Molecule: messenger RNA, 1065 nt
Organism: Vidua macroura (Pin-tailed whydah)
Lineage: Eukaryota; Metazoa; Chordata; Aves; Passeriformes; Viduidae
Product: DBF4-type zinc finger-containing protein 2 homolog
Exons: 1
Coding region: 1-645 (214 amino acids)
Source: RefSeq, a predicted model, not a curated record
AUGCUCCACCAGAAAGGCGGCACCGACCACGACCUGUGCCAGCACCCCUCGGGCUGCGGCCACAAGGGCUGGACAUGGCCCAGCUCCGCCGGCCACUACCACGACACCCCCGAGAUCUGCCCCAACCCUCCCGAGAUCUGCCCCAACUCCGGCGGCCUCAGCCAUGACACCGAGGGCUCCAGCCAGAGCGCGCCCCGGGGCUGCCACCCCGGCGAACUGUGCCCGCCCCGUCCCGCCGGCUGCCCACACCCGCAGAGCUGCAAGCCCCGGCGGCGGGUGGAGGUGAGCCCGGUGCCCCCCGUGUGCCCCCCGCCCGUGAAGAUCCACCGCCGGCCGCUGGAGCAGCACCGCCCGUGCCCGCCGUGCGCGGAGCCCGACUCCUGCGGAAAGCCCCGCCGGCGAUUGGAGCAGUGUCCCGAGCAGGAUGAGGAGCCCCCGGUGGUCCUGCAGCCCCUGCCGCUGCAGCAUCGCUGCCCCUGCAUCCAGCGCUGCCCGCGGGCCGUGCCCUGCUGCCCCCGGUCCGUGCCCUGCUGCCCCCGGUCCGUCCAGCGCUGCUGCCCGCCCGCUGUCCCCCUGCCACCGCAGCCCGGCCACCACCAGCAGCACAAGCAGGUCACGCUGGUGCCGCUCUGCGUGAAGAACUGAGCCCAGGGACCCCUCCCCAGCUCCUGUCCGAUCGGGGGAUUCGCCCCUGGCCCGAGGGAUGCUCCCACCGCCGCUCUGGGCUCGCUGCUGCUCUUUGCACAUCAGAUUUGGGGUCUGCCGUCCCCUGCUUGGCCCCAGCACCGACACUUUAAAUUCGGGGUGUCCUCCCCUGCCGGGCUUUGGUUCUCCCUGAGGAGCAGAGGGUUGUUCCCCCUUCUGAGGCCACUUGGACACGGAGGAACCGCCAAGGAUCUGCUCUCCCGGGCUUCACCGAGCUGUGCUUUCAAGGUUGUUUGGAAGCAGCUCCAGGACUUUACAAGUUAAAAAAGGAGCCACUGUGAUGGCAGGAGCACCACGGACUCCUGCAACUUUCUCUCCUCCCCGUGUAUUCAAGAAUAAAAUUGAAACAUGUUUAGCAAA